GGCAAGCAAGGACGAUCGUGGUACUCGGCAAGGCAGAAGGCAAGAUCUGCGUGAAAGAGCUCGUAAGAUAAGCGUUAAAGGGAAGUGUAGUUUACAGUUUAGAGAAAUGGCUUCAGCUGCAAGAAGAAUUAGACAAGUGUCCAUAGACUGGGCAAAAAUGGCCGAAAGAGUACCGGAAGAUCAGAAGUCAUUUUUCGUCGCAUUUAAAGCAAAAUCUGAUUCAUACGUUAGAAGAAUGCUGGCAAAUCCAGAAAACCCGCCGAAGAUUGACUGGACGUAUUACAAAACACGCGUACCAUUGAAAACUAUGGUUGACGAUUUCCAGAAACAGUAUGAAGCAUUGAAAGUUCCAUAUCCGGCCGACAACGUCACACCACAGAUUGAAGCACAGGAAAAAGAAAUAAAAAAAGCCAUUGAAGAUUACAUUAAAGCUUCCAAUGAAAGAAUAGCCAACUUUGAAGCAGAGGCAAAUAAGCUGCGUUCUAUCUUACCAUUUGAGCAAAUGACUAUGGAAGAUUUCAGAGAUGCCUUCCCAGACCAGGCACUAGACCCUAUCAACAGGCCAACUUUCUGGCCCCACAAUCCAGAGGAGCAGCUUGGAUACAAAGCACCAGAUGCAGUUGCAACUCAGGAAUCUGGACAUUAAUUGUGUGAUAGCCUUAGCAGGAUUAGACUGAUACCAGUUUUUUCCUUCUGUACUUUACACAAAUUUCAUUAGAAUGUAUAGUGAAUUAAUAUAACUGUUUACAGAAGUACAUAAAAUAUGCUUGUUUCAUUCUUU
Molecule: messenger RNA, 781 nt
Organism: Schistocerca cancellata (South American locust)
Lineage: Eukaryota; Metazoa; Arthropoda; Insecta; Orthoptera; Acrididae
Product: ATP synthase subunit d, mitochondrial-like
Exons: 4
Coding region: 107-646 (179 amino acids)
Biological process (GO): proton motive force-driven ATP synthesis
Molecular function (GO): proton transmembrane transporter activity
Source: RefSeq, a predicted model, not a curated record